CGAAUACAAACAACACCCAAUCAAUAUCUCGCAUCACAGACCCCACCAAAAUACAAUCACAUCGAAAUCGAUUAUCUGUGCCAUGUACCGUACGACCUGCUCUACCGGCGGAUAUCAGCAAGGUCAAUGGAGCCAAGUACAAGUAUGUCACCGUUGACACGUUUUAGGCAAUGACGCAGGGUACCCUGGAUGGUAGGGAUGGAGGAUGGAAAACGGCAACGACAAGUCGGCAGGAUCCUAGAUUCCGAACUCGACGCGGUCACCCGGCAACGAAUGCACAAUCAGUGAUUCACGGAGCAGUGUGGACGACCACGACAUCUGGCGGAAAAGCGAACCAGGGCAAAUUCCCGCGACCCACGGCUGAGAGCGUCGACCUCAAAUCCUCGAGAGGCUGGGCGCAAUACCUGGAAUUCGCGGAGCAUGCUACAGCCCACAAGCGUAUGGCCAUCUGCCACGAGUGGAUAGACCCCACUGGCCAUACUAGACGACGGAGGGUCGUCGACAGUCUUCGCCCAAAGUCAGCGAAACAUCCCACCUGGCUCCCCGGGCACCAUGUGCGUUAUCAACUUCAACGUCACAGCCGACUGCCACGUGAACCCCAACAACCACGGGUACACCGUCCAGUACGUUCACGGACGCUUUGAUGCUGGUGAUCUCAC
Fimicolochytrium jonesii is the source of this 659-nucleotide messenger RNA. RefSeq lists its product as uncharacterized. The transcript has a single exon. The coding region runs from base 171 to 644 and encodes 157 amino acids. The record is from RefSeq and is a predicted model, not a curated record. Lineage: Eukaryota; Fungi; Chytridiomycota; Chytridiomycetes; Spizellomycetales; Powellomycetaceae.